GUCAGAAUUCGGUCGUGGAUUACGGACUAGUUCGGUACAAACUGUUCCUCUUGUGAUAGUGAAAAAGAAACUGGUCGGUUCGAUUAAAUUAAGUGGAUUGAUCUGAUUGGAAGUUGUGAAAGAAAAGUAUCUAACUAGUGUCAAUAAACACAGGAGCGUUAACCUCGGAUCACAACUACCAUUAGUGUUGGUGAUGAAUGAAGAUGGCCAGUUGGUGAGAUUUAUGUUGUCCGAAUGGAAAUCGCUUUCAUUUGAAUGAAGUAUGGAAAUUAACAACACCUGUUUUCGCUUAAGCCAUGGCAAGUGAAACGAUGCAAACAUUUCUAAAAACUCCCGUAAAUGGAUUACCGUUGAGUGACGGGGAACAAAAGAAUCCGAAGAGUAUUAUUAUUCGAGGAUAUCCACAGCUUCAUUGAAGCAAUCUACUGGCUCUGCUGGUAUUCCGGUAGUACAGGACCAGCGAAGCGAGCAGAUAAUCCUGGACUCGGGAGAAAUAGAAGCCCGGAAUCGAAUCGCAGAUUCUUUUGUAAUUCAAUUCUUCUGUGUGAGCUCAGAGUUGGAAAAGAUAUGCAGACACCGAACGAGGCAACCACCAGCUCACACUAAAGCACACAAAGUAGUCACCACCGGAAAACGCGGCUGAAUUUACUCCGGCAUCGCAAAUCAACAAGUAUUUGUUCAGUUUUCAACAUCGAAGACCGAUAAAAAUGGAUUUUGGUGCAUCAAAGAGCAACGGAGUGCAUGUGAGUGGAAAAGUUCCUGUCUGUUACGGCAUCCCGGAUGUGAGCAGGCCUGAUGCCGACAGGAUACCAUAAGCCAGCACCGAGCGUCGAACUCAAUAACGCCAACAUCGAGUCGUCGUCGUCGUCGUCGUCGUCGUCGUCGUCGUCAGAUUCGUCAGCUUUGCCAAGGUUUGAUUUGUAGCGCUGAUGGAAAUUUCUUUCGAUCUAUUGAUGCAGAAGAAAACUACCGCAAAUAGAACGGAGGUGGUGCCCCCAAGCAAGAACCAAGUGAGAGAGCGGUUCGUUAGGCAGUCAAAUGCAACGGAAUGUGAUGUAAAUUUGAUUGCAUUUUUGAUCGAAGUGCAUGAACUGUGGAAUCUAUAGUUAAAAACCGGUAUAUUGAAGGUGGCAGAGAAAUCCGUGAUCCUUGCUAGAUGUAGAUGGUGAAAUAUUUGUCAGUUCAUUGUGCGAAAUGUAGCAGUUUCUUCUGAAUCGUUUGCUUUUGAUUGAUUUGAUAUUUUUCUGCUUGAAAGAGUUAUUCUCGAUCUCCCGCAAAAAACCAUGAGCUUUACUUUAAACAGGUUUUUCAUCGAAUUUUAUAAAACUGCUGGAACUUUGACAAACUCACACUCAAUUUGUCAGAUAAUAAUUGGCAAAAAAUGAAAAAUAAUUAAAAAAAACUAGACAAAUAUCUCAUUCAUAAUUCUUCUACUUUUCAUUACGGUAAAAAUACCGAACACUUUCACCGACUGUUUCUCGCCUGCAAAAAAAAAAGUUUUUCCAACUGUUCACAAUAGCGGCCACUAUUGUUGAUUAGUUGCGGCGCGGAAUAUAAAGCGAACAAUGCAAACGAAAAUCACAAAUCAACCGGCAGUGCGAAGCUAAAACCAAGUGACCAAGUGUGGGUGAAAACCUAGCAGCGUAAAAAGCGUCACCCACUGCGGAGGAAACAAAUGGACUGUCAUGAAUUAUGAAAAUGAUUUAACGCUGGAGUCAAGCAGGACAAACAUCAGGAGCAGCAGCAGCAGCAGCAGCAGCAACAGUAACAGUAGUGCGCGAUGGACGGAGAAAACCGGAUCAUCCUCAACGUAGGCGGCAUUAGAUAUGAGACCUACAAGGCGACACUCAAAAAAAUCCCUGCCACUCGACUGUCGCGACUGACCGAAGCGCUAGCAAACUAUGAUCCAGUCUUGAACGAGUACUUCUUCGACCGACAUCCGGGCGUGUUUGCCCAAGUGCUCAACUACUACCGCACUGGAAAACUGCACUACCCAACGGAUGUCUGCGGGCCGCUGUUCGAGGAGGAGCUGGAGUUUUGGGGUCUCGACUCGAACCAGGUGGAACCGUGCUGCUGGUCAACCUACAGCGUUCAUCGAGACACUCAGAGCACUUUGGCCAUAUUGGACAAACUGGAACUGGAUGACGAGCAACCGUCGGAGGAGGCCAUCGCCCGGCUUUUCGGCUUCGAGGAGGCACUGCUCAACGGGGAGCUGACCUGCUGGCAACGGACGAAGCCGAAAAUUUGGGCCCUGUUCGACGAACCGUCGAGCUCGACCGGGGCUAAGAUCGUCGCGGGAAUAUCAGUUUUCUUCAUAUGCAUUUCUGUGAUAUCCUUUUGUCUGAAGACACAUCCGGGACUUCGUGUCGAAAUUCCGGCUAUUAUGAACCUUUCGAGCGGCGGUAGCAAUGCCCUACUAGCGAAUUUCACUAGCAUAGGUGGAGGUUUCCUGCCAAUUAACCCCCCGGGAGGAAGCAGUAGUAGCUACAACAUUAGUAGUAGCAGUAGCAGUAGCAGUAGUAGUAGUAGUAGUAAUAGUAGUAGCGGUAGUGGAACCGGUGCAAGUGACAGCAGUGGUAGUGAUGUUGACAGUGAUCAAAGUACACCUCGUCCUCCGCCCAGGAUAACCAACAUGGUGGGUUCGGCCAGCUUCGGCGGGGGUCUGCUGACUCAACGUUCCGGCCGGUUUAUCUCGUCCGCCUACCGAAUGCAGUCCGGCAAGGGACCCAAAAUUCUCGACAAUUGGCAGGAGACAUACGGACAACCGCACGAGGCAUUCUUCUACGUCGAACUGGUGUGCAAUGUUUGGUUUAUCAUCGAGCUGAUGGUUCGGCUUGUGGUAACACCGAACAUAUUCCAGUUCAUCAAAUCUCCGGUGAACAUCAUCGACCUGGCGGCCACCCUCAGCUUCUAUACCGACGUGUGCCAGCGGAUGGGCGAACAUACGGGACUGUUGGAGGCAUUUUCCAUUGUUCGAAUAUUGAGGCUAUUCAAGCUGACGCGACACUCGCCGGGUCUCCGGAUUCUGAUACACACAUUCAAAGCCUCGGCUAGGGAAUUGACGCUGCUGGUGUUUUUUCUGGUGCUCGGAAUUGUCGUGUUCGCCAGCUUGGUUUAUUACGCCGAAAAGUUGCAGGAUAAUCCGGAUAACCAGUUCAAGAGCAUCCCGCUCGGGCUGUGGUGGGCUAUCGUCACAAUGACCACGGUCGGAUACGGGGAUAUGGCACCGAAAACCUACGUGGGAAUGUUCGUGGGAGCCCUGUGCGCCCUGGCCGGUGUGCUGACCAUCGCCCUGCCAGUUCCCGUCAUCGUUAGCAACUUCUCUAUGUUCUACUCGCAUACGCAGGCACGCUCGAAGCUACCGAAGAAACGUCGACGGGUGCUACCGGUGGAGCAACCGCGCAGGAAGCGUGAACCCUGCCCCGCCAACCGGAGGGUAAAUGCCAUGAAGCACCAGCAUCACGGUCAUGCGACACAUCCCGCCAUCUUCAAGGAUGCUUUCGGUGGGGCGAAAAUCGGGCAUGUGAAUGGCGUGAACGUGAUAGGUCUUACGCUACAGGGACCAUCGGUUCCGGGAAUGGCCAUGAUGAAACCACCCUCAAUGCUACAGCAAGGUGACUUUAUUAAUGUGCCCCAGCUUAGCUCUCUGCAGCCCCGGCAGCCAACGACCGGCAACGUGGAUUUAUUGUUGCCAUUACAACCGAAGCUGUUGGUUCCGUUAGUGGACCGACGGGAUUCCAAUCGACCCCAGCCGGCGUCGAUGAUGGCGGCAUGCAGCGCAACGUCAUCCACUUCUGCAUUCCAAGAGGAGAUCCCUCUCGAACCGAAAGUCACACUGCAAAGUGAUUCGUAUUCAUUGAACUGCGACCAUGAUACUCCCAGCGGGGACGAGGUUUGAUGGAUCAAAGCUUUCUUGACGGUGCUCUGACUGUUGCGGAUUGCUGCUGAUGCUGUGGUUGCUGCUGCUUCUGGCGAUACGAAACAAUGGAAAUAUGGGAGAGAAUUCAUCUUCUGGGAUCAAUAUGGAUUCGUGCAUCUCACAUAGAAUACUAAACCAUGCAUCAGAAUCGGGACGAAAAUCAAUGGAAGCACAUGGUACUUUGUUCUUAAUUCGGUCGAUUAGUCGAAGCAAAUACAAAUGAAAAUGUAAACUUAUUUUCUCAUACGUAACUGAAGCCAAAAUUUAAAUACUAUGCCAAUUUGUGGUACAGACCAAGAAACUUUGAACGGAAAACGAUAGAUGAAUUUAGCAUAGCUGAACAGGAUCAUCGCCAAAGAUCGGUCAUAUUCCGGCACAAAAAAAAAGAAACACGAGAAACUAAUUAUCGCCGUUAAAAAAAUGACAAAUGUGAAAACAUGUGUAAUACUAUCAUGAGGCGCAAUAGUUGUAAAAAAUCACAAUUUCGGAAGUGGAACGGGUUGACUCUAAAGAAAAAAUAAAUAGAGGAAGGGAUGGCAUUCUGCUCGAAGAAUGGUACAAAAGCGGCAGCUGCAGCAACAGCAGUUAAUAUGAACGAAUGAAUGUAAUGCUGAAAAGUUUGUAGAUGAGCACUAUUUUUUUAUACCGGAAAGCACCCAACUAGAGUGGCAAAAGUUUGAGCAGAUAGAGAAUAUGGUAUUUCCUUGGGUGCAAGUUUCAGCGUAAUAAUCUUGGCGAAGAGAGAAUGAGACGGAAUAGCAGUUCAAACAUAAUAAACAGACCGAAAUUUGUUCCGAACCGACAAAACGGUUCUGCGGUAGAAAAGGAAUUGUUCACCACUAUUCAAUUAACCCGAGGAACAUAACAGAUUUGCGUACAUAGAUAAUAAAACUAAGGAAGUUGAAAAUGAAGCUCUAGAUGUACAGGUGUUCGAUUCAAAAUUGUGCGAUUCAUAAAUAUACGAAGAGGUAAACUUAUCCGUAGCUAUCGCGAAAUUAGUUUAAAAUUAUUUCCCCGCUGUCAACUACAAUUGAUAUUUAAGAGAUAAUUUUAGUGUAUAGUUAUGAUAUAAUAACAGAAGUUUUAUAAUCGAUCAAUAAAAAUAUAUUUAAUUGAUUACAAAGUAGCUAUUUCGAAACUCAUCAUACAGAGUACUUUCAUUGCUAGAGAACCUUUCUGGUAAGCUUCGGGAAAAAGCAUUGGUACAGCAGCAGCAGAAGAAUCUCUAAUCGUUGUUAGAUAAGUUGAGAAAAAAUAUACCAUCCAAACUUAGCCUUACAUAUUGAAUAAAGCCAUUCUAAAAUGAA
Messenger RNA from Malaya genurostris, 5226 nucleotides. Its product is annotated as potassium voltage-gated channel protein Shaw-like. Gene Ontology annotation, biological process: potassium ion transmembrane transport; protein homooligomerization. Lineage: Eukaryota; Metazoa; Arthropoda; Insecta; Diptera; Culicidae. Gene Ontology annotation, molecular function: delayed rectifier potassium channel activity; protein binding. Bases 1781 to 3898 code for a protein of 705 amino acids. Gene Ontology annotation, cellular component: neuronal cell body membrane; dendrite membrane; voltage-gated potassium channel complex. The transcript has 13 exons. The record is from RefSeq and is a predicted model, not a curated record.